UCGCGUUGGGCUGAUUGGUGUGAGCGUGAGUGCUGCAUUUUUCCUGCUCGCUGACUGGUACACCAUGGUGCCUGUGCCUGGCCGCUCCGAACGUAAAAUGUUUCCCGAUGCCUUAGUUUCGGUGUGACGCCUUCGUUCGACAGACGUUGAGUCCGCGAAGCCUACGGUACGACGGUGCGACGACACAGCGCGUUCGAAGCCACUUCCUUUCCCGUUAGGGCGUGUGUGUGUGUGUAGUUCGGUCGGAGUUUAGUGGAACACAAUAAGCGGAAGUCGGUCGCCCUUUGCUACCUUCCGUAGUGCGGGCGAUGGGUGAUUGUGCCAAGGGCCCGUGCCCCGCGAGAUGAAGAUGACGGUGCGCACAGCUGGCCGCGGGCGAGUGUUGACAGGUGCGGAUGUGAUCGGAAAUCGCCGUCCCUGACCAGCCAGAAGCAGAAGUGUCAUGUGGUAAGGCGAAAGUAGGAUGUGGGUGCGUGUGCACUAGUGCGUUUGCGUGUAGUCGCAAGGUUAGACGUGCAGUUAGAAAAGUGAAAUCGCAACCUCUCUGCUAAUAAGUGCAAACGCAACUUUGUUGUAAGCAACGGAAUGUGGAAGUGAGUGUGCCUGCAGUUGGGGUGUUUGUGUUUAUAUGUUUGUGUCUAUGAGUUUGAUGUGCUUUUGGGUGAGAAUGUGUGUGGGGGAAAUAUUGAAACGCGUGAGAGCAAAAAUAGCUUAAUCGAAAGAGUGAGAAGCGCACAGCAUCUGGAAAGCGGAUCAAAGGGAUGGCAAGUGUUUUCAGCAAGUGUAAAUGCGUGAAAAAAUAGAUAGAUUUCAUAGAAACGGAAACGAAACGGUUGUGUGCAUUGCAAAUGGGAGCCUGUUCGAAGUGCGAGGUACGAAACAAGAACGAGCGCUUAAAUGACUCAUCAAAAGAGAUUAUGGUGCUUCAACAUGCGACGACAUUUAAUCAUUGAAUAUUGCAUUAGCUUACCAUUGAAAGACGUAAUGAAAAGCAUCAUGUUCAACGCAGUUCGCAGAAAUACAGCGACCCUAGUAAUGCUAGUAACAGCAUUGCAUACAACAGCAAUAAAAUGGAAUGGAAAUGGAGUUGAAGGUUAACGUUAAAUCUGAAAAAUAAUAUUCUUAACAGAAAUCUCGAGUGAUUGAAAGUAACGUUUAAAAAAAGUCUGUUUUGCAUUUGUUACUUGAAAACGUUUGAACAUAUAAGAGCUAAUCAACUUCACAAUAGACUUCUGUGACUAAGCAACAGAAAUGGUUGUGACAAAACAGGCUGAUCAUACUCGUGCCAUCAGGCACCGUUGGCAAGCUGGCGAAGAGUGAUUUGAAAAUCGUGUGAAUGUCUACCAAAGUGUGCUGGCUGAUGAGAAAGUUUGGUUCGAUUCAGUGAGUUUAAGCAAAGUUCAGUGCAUUCGACGUGGAGGAUGGAAGAGAGUGUGUUUUUUUCAUCGAAAACUUUCACUACGACAAAAAGUAUCACACAGUACCAUGCUACUUCCGGGCUGUUCAAACCUUGCCGUAUUGGUGAAUUGAAGUGUGCAGGGCACUUUUUGCGCGCGGCUAUUUUAGGUUAUUUUUUUUAUAGGUUUGCCUUUCUUUUGAAGUGAUGUGUAAUGUUACGGGUGCUUCUUGGUGUUGCAAGAAAGCAGCGGAAGGUUGAGCCGGUGAUACCGCUUCGGUUCAAAGUUAUAAAUUAGCUUCCAUCCGGGCAAGUUGAUCGAUGAAUUUGUGGCACAGCAGUGGAGCUUUUGCUAGAGAGUAAGCACCCGGUUACAACAGCUGCAGCAUCGAAAUUACGUUUCAUGUGCGACGGGGUGUCUGCAAAAGAGCGCAGAGCGAGUGCAAAAGAGAGUCUGGCAAGAUUGUCGACAAACGGGGAGAAAACAUUUCCUAAAAGCAUUUUGAGGUACAACUUUUAUGCGGCAGGUAACGAAUGCUGGAGUUCAAACAGCUGUGACGUAACGGCACCAUCUGCUUUAGAUAAGCAGCCUCAGCAACACAAGUUGCAGCAGUCACAAAAAAGAAUUCACCCCGCACACUCACACGGCAUGGUUUGCACAGUUCCGAGUGCAGGACAAAGUUGAGGCAAAAGGAAACGAAAAUAAACUUAUACGGUUGUCAUUAUGGAGUCCUCAGCGUUGCUUCAGUUAGGUGGACUGUUGCUAUUGUUCAUCGUCCAGUACACUGCAAGUGUAAAAGAUGUUCCUGUCGUGGCGAUGGAGGCGCUGGUUGGCGAAACAAUCUAUCUCCCGUGCAACGUCAGCACACACGAGCCGGGUGACAAUGUCGUACUGGUGCUCUGGUAUCGGGAAGAUAAAGGAUCGCCCAUAUACAGUGCUGAUACACGUGGACGGGAAGUGGGAUCGGCGAAACGCUGGUCGGACGACUCCAUGUUUGGUGAUCGAGCCUACUUCCAGUUCGAAAAGGAACCGGGUGAACUGGCGGUGCAAAAUGUACGCGAAACCGACAGCGGCAUGUAUCGAUGUCGUGUGGAUUUUAUCGUAGCACAGACUAGAAACAGUGUUGUAAAUCUCACAAUUAUAGUCCCCCCGGAGCGGAUGGUGAUACGUGAUCAGCUCGGCAUGGAGCGCACGACGGUGGCUGGACCGUACAGCGAAGGGGACAACAUCAAGCUGCGCUGUGACGUGUACGGUGGGCGACCAACACCAACCGUGACCUGGUACCGGGACGGCGUGGCAAUGGUGGCCGACACCAAGUACAUGCCACUCGGGAAGCACCUUCGCAGCGAGAUUGCGCUCGGGCCACUCACCCGCCAGGACCUGCACACCAAGCUCGUCUGCCGGGCGAGUAACCAUGCCCGGGCGAAUCCGGUGGAGCAGUCCGUCCAGAUCGAUAUGAAUUUUGCUCCACUAAACAUAAGACUGAUCGGCGCCCAUCAGCCCUUGUCGGCCGGCCGAAGAUAUGACCUUCUGUGCCAAAGUGCUGGUUCACGGCCAGCAGCUUCCAUCACCUGGUUUUUGGACGGUGUGCGGCUGGACAAAAGCAAAGAAACCACGUCGGCCGACGGCAACCAAACCACAAGCACACUGUCCAUCGUGCUGAACCGAACCGAUGCGGGCAAAUAUUUGUCGUGCAAGGCGUACAACACGUACGUGCAGUCGGACGCCCUCGAGGAUGGCUGGCAGCUGGACAUUCAGUACGUUCCGGACGCGUCCGUCAGACUCGGCAGCUCCCUGGAUCCGGACGCGAUCCGGGAGGGUACCGACGUUUACUUCGACUGCAUCGUCAAGGCUCACCCGGCCGUCUACAAGGUCGAAUGGAAGCACAAUAACAAAACGCUAACACGCAACAUAUCGCAGGGUGUCAUCGUUAGCAAGCACUCGCUCGUUCUGCAGGGCGUCUCUCGAACCACGGCCGGCAACUACACCUGCGUCGGCUUCAACGCCGAGGGCGAAGGCAGCAGUCCCACGUUCGAGCUCAAUGUGAUGUAUGCACCGACCUGUGCACCCAACCAGCCGCGGGUGUACGGUGUAGCCAAACAGGAGAAUGCCGAGAUACGCUGCGUCGUCGACGCUAAUCCACCGGAUGUGGAGUUCAAGUGGACGUUUAAUAAUUCAGCCGAAAGCAUCGACGUACAGGCGAGCCACAUUUCAAGACUAGGCACAUCAUCGAUCGUAUCGUACACGCCAAUGACCGAGCUGGACUACGGUACGCUGCUCUGCUCGGCGACCAACAAGAUCGGCAAGCAACGACAGCCGUGCGUUUUCCACAUCAUUGCUGCAGGUCGCCCAGAUCAAGUGCACAACUGCACUGUAGCGAACGUGUCCAUGACGUCGCUCGCCGUGCGUUGCUACGAAGGGUUCAACGGUGGGUUAGCUCAAUCUUUCUUUCUCGAGCUACGCGACAGCCAUUCGCAGGAGAUGCGCUUCAACAAUACAUCACCCGUACCUCGGUUUACCGUACCGAACCUGCAUCCAAGCGCCGUCUACCAGCUGGCCGUGUACGCCUUCAACUCCAAGGGUCGAUCGGAACCGUACGUAAUGAGUGCCGCCACCCAGCGACUGCCCGAGAAGCAAAUGAAGGACUCUGAAAAGGUGGAGCGGCCACGAUCUCCACUCCCCCUUACGCCAACCCUGUCCAUUGCGAUCGGGCUGGCUGCGGCUGUGCUUAUUGGCAGCUGUGCCAUUGUGUUGGCGCUCAAGUUUCCGUGCGGCGCGAGUGGCCGGCGGAACAAGGAAACGGCUCAGGGAACCACCGUACGGACGUCGUCACCCGGACCGAGCGACAAGAGUGUCGCCAGCAAGGAGUACGAUGGCAACGAGAGCGACGAGAAGAACCCGGACGUUAUUCCGGACACUAUCGAUUCGGACGAUCAGAUGGAGUACAUUAAGCGAAGGCAACACAUAUCGACCAUUGACACAAACAGCCCGAGCAGGUUGCUGCUGACGACAACUGCCCCGAACCAAACCUUCAUCGGUUCGUCGAUGGCGGCCGCUCUGCAUGCAAACCACUCCUCCACCCUUGGGUACUGCACGCUCCGCAACGGCACCCCGCAGGCAUCGAACUCCAUCACGAACGUGUCGAUGUGCCACAUGCCCUCGACCUUCACGACGGCCUCACACACCACCUGCACCCUACCCCGGCAUCCGGUGACGGCUGGCACUGGUGCAGUAGGCCCGGGCCCGCUCACCCCGAACGCACACCACUGGCCGUCGUACGGUGGAACGAUUGCUGGCGUCCGCAACAUUACCGCCAUCUCCGUGACCAGCAACCAGGGAUCGCCGGCACCUCCCCCACCAUCGGCCAUCGCGAUGCAGCACCUCGGCCCGACGGCCCGGACGCGAGUGUGCAUCGGUCUGCCCGAGGACGAAGUGUCCGCCGAUACGCCCCUCAUGAUGAAACGCGAAAGCACCGUAUGACUAUAGGAGUCUCACAGGGUCGGUGAUACGGCCCUGUGAGAGUUUGCCGCGGUGUCUCCGUUCCUCACGCGAAGGGGUAGUAAGUUCGGGAAGGUGUAGCUUCCAGCAUUUCGACCGUGAUGGCACCGGCAGAGUCAAUCUAACUGUGCGGUCCAGCGGCUUUGCUUCCAAUGGAAGCCAUCACUACCGCACUGGACUGGACGGGUGCUGAAGAAGAGAGCGGGUGAAAGACCAAACGUCAGCUGCCACCAGAAUCCCAGCUGCUAUGGCACACCGACACAGCUGUUGUGCUUUUGUUCGUUUGGCGUUCAUUAAAACCGUUGUAUCAUUUUGUGAUAUGAAUACGCUGUGAAUAGUAGUCGUGUCCUUGCUGUGAGCAGAUCAAUGAGGGGGUAAGUAUAGUGGCGUUGAGAUUGUUGGUCCCGGGCGGUGCAGCAGACCAAAAGUCACACAAAAAAGUAACAAUCCAGCACAGGUAAGGGAAGUAUAGUCACAGUUCCAUCUGCACCUGCAAUAGGGAGUGAGAAAGAGAGACACAAAUGGCCAAAGGGAUACAGAAAAAAAAAAAAACAUUAGUGAGCUUUUUUCCAAUGCAACUGAGUGCAAUCGACCUACGAUUUGGUUCUGUAAAUAGAUGUAAAUAGUCAAACUCAAGCUCAAGUCACUAUAGGAAGAGAAAUAUGUCACAUUACGCAUCUCCUCACCUGCAGCAGAUUCAUCUCAAUAGUGAAAAAUUAUUAAAUCGUUUUUGAGCAAAUAACACGAUGCAACUAGAGGUGAUCUGUACCAACGUAAGCGAAAGAUGAUCAUAAAAGCAAGCAACUUUGAACUAACUUUAGACACAUACAUCACAAAACGAAAUUAAACAGUACACAAAAGGAAACCCCCUGUAUGCUAUUAAGCAAAUUAGACCCAACUCAACAUACUAGCUAGCGAAUAAUAAAGCCCCAAACUCAGUCAAAUCUAACUCGAGCUCCCCGUUCCCGAGAGCUGCCAGGCAAGGGAAUCGAUUGUCAACGUGAAGGAACACUACCUAGUAGGAUGGGACACAGGCAUGAAGCUACGAUGUGAGCGCAUUGCACCAAACCACACACCUCCGAUUGUGCCACCCAUGCGAGUGGUUAUCUAUUUUUUUUCUCCAGCGAUCUUACCAUGUUCGAUAAAUUGGAUAAGCACGUCUCUAGGUGGCUCGUCCUAUGGGGGAAAUGCUUGCCCGAAUCGGUACACGUUGCUGCUGGCGGUGUGCUGCUUACCGACGAGCACCUUGCUUAUCACAGUGGCUGUACUUUGGCUAUAUCUUGAUAACAACGGGAAAUGGGAGGAACGAAAGACGCUUCGGUAGUCUUUCCGUUGCAUAACGACGACGACACACCAGUACACAGUGCAUACCGGUGCGCCAGAACGACGGAGUGAUUGAUGACGUUAAAAAUGGCAUUUUUUGCUGCUGUUGUUGUUGUUGUUGCUAUAUAUCUCCCUUGUACUAUUGGAAAAGACUUCGAUGUAAGGCCAAUGUCGGAAGCCACUAUCUUGCGGGUGUAAUAUGAAGCUCGUUUUAGCUCGAACUUCCCUGCCCGUUACAGCUGUCAACACAAUCGAUGAUGGAUGUUUUCUUCUUUUUUUUUGCUUCUUCCACCGUUUUACCGAGCUGGGUUGUGCUGGAUGGGGAAAUUGGAUUUUCACCUACGGAAUACAGUGUAUUGAUGGUAUAAUUUUUUGUAAUUUAUUCGCUUUCAACAGUUGUAGCUUUUAUGCAACGGUAUUUUUUAUUAUUUGCUUUUUAAAGUAUUAGAUUAUAAGGAAAACAUGAAAUGUCAAAAUUUUUGCUCUUGUGGUUUCCAUAACAGUACGAAACGUCAUUUUCCUACGUUGUUCUAUAACACUAAUUUUUCCUCAUUCGAGUAAACUUCUCGGCCACUCAAGGACACUCCAAAUGUAGUAUAAUUAUUUUUUAAAUUGAAAUUGCUAAAUAUUGCUGCAAACCAGUGAUCGCCAUGUACAGCAAUAGCACGUCACAGAAAUAUAUACCACGAUCAAAUGCAGGCACACAUCUCAUAAUCAGCUCAUCUGCCUUCGGCGUUCGCAGUAGGUCCUGGGAAGGAAGCGUACGAGUUUGAUUUGGUUUAAAAUUGAAUGUCACAGGACUGUAAAUAUGUAAAAUUACCUGCAAACACAACCAACCAAACCAGAUAGAGCAAAAAAAAAAAAUCACAAGUUAGUCGAUUGAUCAAAAUCAAAGGAAAAAUCGCCUCCGCACAUUGCGAGCACAGUGAGGGAAAACAAACAAAUCAAAAGUUAGAUUCUUUAUCUAGAUAUUAAUAUCAAUACGCGAGGUCUAAAGGGCUGGGCAUAAAAUGACAGGACACUGGAUCUGUGGACUCACUUCACACGGUGGAAAUGGGGAGUGUAUGGAGAACUGAGCAAAAUGUCCUACUAUAAGUAUUAUCGAUCGAUUAGUUACAAAAUGGAAACAAAACACUGCAGCAUGUUAAGGUUGAUAAGCGGUGUUGAAAUCCGGUCGAGUCGUUUUGAGAAUGUUUGAAAAUAUGAAAACGAAUCUUGAGCUCAGCACUCGCAGCUGUACGGUGCGAAGGUGCAAGGGAAAUUAUGAUUAUGAAUUGCAGUUGUAAAUAAAAUAGAUAAAUUUAUAAAACAUGAA
Molecule: messenger RNA, 7533 nt
Organism: Anopheles coluzzii
Lineage: Eukaryota; Metazoa; Arthropoda; Insecta; Diptera; Culicidae
Gene: side-VII
Product: neural cell adhesion molecule 1
Exons: 15
Coding region: 2121-4877 (918 amino acids)
Molecular function (GO): protein binding
Source: RefSeq, a predicted model, not a curated record